Colletotrichum paranaense is the source of this 1239-nucleotide messenger RNA. RefSeq names its product carbon-nitrogen hydrolase. The transcript has 2 exons. Gene Ontology annotation, molecular function: catalytic activity. NCBI's taxonomy places the organism in Eukaryota, Fungi, Ascomycota, Sordariomycetes, Glomerellales, Glomerellaceae. The coding region runs from base 1 to 1239 and encodes 412 amino acids. The record is from RefSeq and is a predicted model, not a curated record.
AUGCCUCCAAUCCGCCUCGCAACAGCGUCCCCAGCAACAGCAGCAACAACAUCCCAAACCCUCUCCGACAUCUCCACCCUCGCGUCCCGCGCAUCCUCCUCCGGCGCAGACCUCCUCCUCCUCCCCGAAGCCUACCUGGGCGCAGGCUACCCCCGCGGCGCCUCCUUCGGCUCCAAAAUCGGCUCCCGCGCCCCCGAGGGCCGCGACGAGUUCCUCGCCUACUUCAACGCCGCCGUCGACCUCGGCGACACCGUCGGCGACGCGGGCGCCGGCGGCGGCGACAAGUGGGUCAAGAAACAGCUCCCCGCGCAGCACGCCGCCGGUGCCAAGGUCGAGAGGGGCGACGGCUCGAGGGAGGAGCUGGAGAAGAUUGCCGCGCAGACGGGCGUUUUUUUGGUCGUCGGGUGCAUUGAGCGCGCCGGCGGGAGCUUGUACUGCUCCGUCGUCUACGUCUGUCCCAAGCUGGGUAUGAUUGGGAAGAGACGCAAAGUGAUGCCCACCGCAACAGAACGCCUCAUCUGGGCCCAAGGCUCCCCCGCGACCCUCCGCGCCGUCUCCACCACAAUCAAGGGCGUCCGCAUCAACCUCGCCGCCGCAAUCUGCUGGGAGAGCUACAUGCCCCUCCUCCGCCAGUCCCUCUACGCCCAAAACAUCAACCUCUACCUCGCCCCCACCGCAGACGGCCGCGACACCUGGCUUCCCCUCAUGCGCACCGUCGCCUGCGAGGGCCGCUGCUUCGUCGUCUCGUCCAAUAUGGCCGCCAGGCCCCUUACCACCACCUCGUCAUCAGCAGCAACGACCACGACGACGGCGGCGGCGGCGGCAUCAGACAACGACAGCGGCAUCGAAGACGCCCCAGACGCCCAAAUCUACCCCACUCGCGCCCGCCGCAACUCGUGCCUCACAGAAGACGGCAACGAGAUCGCCCUUCCCGGCGCCAGCAACGGCACCAGCACAAACGGCACAAACAAGACAACAACAAAGGCCACGACCUCGACGAAACCGGCCCUCGAAUCCAAAGACUGGGUCUCCCGCGGCGGGUCCUCCAUCGUCGGCCCCUUUGGCGACGUCCUCGCCGGGCCGCAGUGGGAGGACGACGAGGGCAUCAUCUACGCCGACGUCGACUUUGAAGACUGCAUUCGCGGACGCUUGGACAUUGACGUCGGGGGAAGCUACUCGCGCAACGACUCCUUCAAGUUUUCCGUCGAGGGCCUGGACCUGGAUCCCCUGCCGUAUUAA